Messenger RNA from Rhizophagus irregularis DAOM 181602=DAOM 197198, 276 nucleotides. The record is from RefSeq and is a predicted model, not a curated record. Lineage: Eukaryota; Fungi; Glomeromycota; Glomeromycetes; Glomerales; Glomeraceae.
GCCAAUGAUUUUCGUCGUUGUGGGAAUGAUUAUUUUGCUUCAAGUAAUUAUAUUGCAGCUAUUGAUAAAUAUUCAAAUGGCAUCAAAUUGGAGCCACAAAAUGUCACUUUACUUAAUAACCGAGCAGAAGCUUACCUUCGAUUGUAUCAAUUUCAUAAUGCUUUUAAGGAUACAGAAAUUGCUCUUAUGUAUGAUCCCAAUAAUUUAAAAGCAGCUUAUCGCAAGGGUAAAGCUCUUUGUGGUCUCAAACAUUAUAAGGAUGCCACUAAUACACUU